This is a messenger RNA of Engraulis encrasicolus (European anchovy), 1679 nucleotides long. RefSeq names its product polyadenylate-binding protein-interacting protein 2-like. Gene Ontology annotation, biological process: negative regulation of translational initiation. Lineage: Eukaryota; Metazoa; Chordata; Actinopteri; Clupeiformes; Engraulidae. Bases 156 to 548 code for a protein of 130 amino acids. Gene Ontology annotation, cellular component: cytoplasm. The transcript has 4 exons. The record is from RefSeq and is a predicted model, not a curated record. Gene Ontology annotation, molecular function: mRNA regulatory element binding translation repressor activity.
CUGCCCGAAAUUGUAAACAGACUCCUACCGCCGCCAUUGUUGAAUAGUUCUAUCCACCGAGACACUUUGCUCCUUCGACUGUAUUUGAAGAAGAGAUCACCGCCGUGGUGCUUAUAAUUAAACCGUACAUCUGCAAAUAAUACAAGUGAUCAAUCAUGAAAGACCCCGGCCGCAGCAGCAGCAGUUCAGGCUUCAAGGGCAGUGACGUGAUCCUCAACAACCAGAUGAACAGCGAGGAGAAUCCCUUUGCAGAGUACAUGUGGAUGGAGAACGAAGAGGAAUUCAACAGACAGAUCGAAGAGGAGCUGUGGGAGGAGGAGUUCAUCGAGAGGUGCUUCCAGGAGAUGCUAGAAGAGGAGGAGGAGCACGAGUGGUUCAUUCCGGCGCGGGACCUCCCCCAGGGUCAGACCCACCACAGCAACCUGCUGCCGAUGCAGAACCAGCUCAGCUCCACUGUCGUCGUGGACGGGCUCAGGUUCAACAAUGCUGUGGUCAACAGCAAUUUGAACCCCAACGCAAAAGAAUUCAUACCGGGAGUAAAAUACUGAUCUGAAAUCUGUAGUGAUGAAUGUAACCUGUCUUAACACUCAGAAUCAGUGCUUAGACGAAGAGAACACAUGUUUGUGUCUGUCACUUUUUGCACUUAUAGCUUUGCCAAAGUUUCUAAAUUGUCUGCAUGCUAUUUCAUUUUAUUUUAUUUUUCUUAAAGGAAUCAGCUGUUGAUGUCCUACCAGGUCAAGGCCAGAUAAUUUUAGUUGUUUUUUUUUCUUCCGUUAUAAAACAGAUAUUCCGAACAAUAAUAACCCAAAACAAAAAAAAGCAAUCCUGAAGGUUGGCAUUUGUGUAUUCCUGAAUUUGCUGAUAUACCGUAUCUGUGAAAGAUUGUCUGUGUGUGAAUAGGAGGUACAUUUAGUUUUGAAUUUCGUCACAUGACCGUUUUUUAUUAUUAUUAUUGUUUCUAUCCCUUUUAAUUAACUAGUCUGACUCCCAUCAUGCCUUGCACUCCAUGGGUCCAUCGCUUAAUCUAACCUCCUGUCCUCACCUUGUGCUUGAUGUCUCGUGCUUCGUUGACGCCCAUGCUUCUGUGGAGAUGACCGUGAAGUUUCCCCACUGUCAGCCUAGUCGCAACAAGUUUUAGCGAACUUGUAUUAUUGAAUGAAACUUCUAUCGUCAAUGAAGUCUUGCCUUGCAUCACGUGGUAACAAGCACAAGGCAAGGACGGGAGGUGAGAUGAUAAGACGAACCCCAUGUUUCGUUUUUUUUGUCUUUUUUUUUUUAAACCCUUACGUUUUCUUUAAGUGAGAUGUGGAAGCACGAGACUACUGCUGAUCAUAAUAACCUUGGACAUGACUGGGAUGUUUAUAACAUGGCGGCAAGAUAAGAUAGAAUUGGCAAGCAAGGCUACUGUUAAGCAUUUUUUUUGCCUUGUAGGCGACACUGUUUCCCGUUGGGUAAUCUAAUAUUUUCUUCUUUGGUUAUUACUUCAUAGUUUACAUAUUUCUUCUGUGGUUUUAUGACAUUUUAUGUUUGUUACGUUUGUUUCUGUUCUUUAUGUAACAACUUGAGUGUUUGACACUGCCAUUUAGGAGAUGUUUAAAAUGCUACAAAAAAAACGUAAAAUUAUGUAAAAUAUGUAUAUUUUUAAUACAUCUACAAAUAAAUAUCUGAAGUUCUUUUGA